Molecule: messenger RNA, 2221 nt
Organism: Elgaria multicarinata webbii
Lineage: Eukaryota; Metazoa; Chordata; Lepidosauria; Squamata; Anguidae
Gene: ELAC1
Product: elaC ribonuclease Z 1
Exons: 4
Coding region: 287-1378 (363 amino acids)
Cellular component (GO): nucleus
Molecular function (GO): 3'-tRNA processing endoribonuclease activity
Source: RefSeq, a predicted model, not a curated record
CUUCCUGAGCUCGUGGAAUAACUACCCUCGUGCAAGGAGGAGGACGAGGAGCUUGCAAAGGGCAGUUUAGUCUUUCCCUUCCCGCUGCUUAGAAGAUGGCUGAUCUGCCUUUUCCAACUCCAAAAAUCACAUCGGCUGCCAAGCAGGAAGGCUUGUUUGUGCCCGGUAAACCCUCCUCUUAAAAAUAAAAGCAUAAAAUAAUUCUUAACGCCUUAGGAAACCGAGAUGUGAAGCUAAGAAGACCCUGAGCGAGAGAAGCGAAGGGGCUGUGCUGCUUUUGAGCAACAUGUCAAUGGAGGUCACUUUCCUGGGGACGGGUGCCGCGUAUCCGUCUCCAACCAGAGGGGCCUCGGCUACGGUCGUCCGCUUCGAAGGAGAGUGCUGGCUGUUUGACUGUGGUGAAGGGACGCAAACCCAGUUCAUGAAAAGUAAUUUGAAAGCAGGAAGGAUUACCAAGAUCUUUAUAACUCACCUUCACGGGGACCAUUUCUUUGGCCUUCCUGGCCUCCUCUGUACCAUCAGCCUCCAGAGCAGUCCUGCCGCAAACAAGCAACCGGUCGAAAUUUAUGGACCGCUUGGGCUGAGGAACUUCCUCCAGAGAACGAUGGAGCUUUCGCACUCACAAUUGGCCUUCCCAUACGUUGUUCACGAACUGGUGCCCACGCCAGAUCAGUGCCCUGCGGAAGAAUGGGAGGACCCGUCCGUAGACACAGCGGAAGUCUCAUCUCAAGAGAGGCACGGGAAAACGAUUUAUCUGGAUCCUGCAGAAGACUCGUACACUUUGGUGGACAAUUGGCAAUUUGCAAUGAAGGCAUUCAGAUUAUUUCAUCGUGUCCCAUCCUUUGGGUUUCUAGUGGAAGAGAAGUCACGGGCCGGCAAACUCAAUACCCGGAAGCUGAAGGAACUAGGAGUACAGCCAGGCCCUAUAUAUGGUAAACUGAAAGAAGGCGUUACAGUUGUCCUCGAAAAUGGGACAACCAUUUCUCCUUCGGAUGUCUUAGAAGACCGUCUUCCUGGAAGAAAAGUUUGUAUUUUAGGAGACUGUUCUGGAAUUGUUGGAGGUGGAGCAGUGACUCUUUGCUAUGAAGCUGAUCUCUUGGUUCAUGAAGCCACCCUGGAUGAUACCCAGAUGGACAAAGCCAAAGAGCGAGGCCAUAGCACUCCGAAAAUGGCAGCCGAGUUUGCAAAGCUGUGCAAAGCUCAGCGGCUGGUUCUGUCUCACUUUAGUCAGCGGUAUAAGCCAGCCAACCAGGUUGGCGAAGGAGAUAUGGAUGUCGUGGAACUGAAGAGGCAAGCUGAGUUGGUGUUGGAUGGGGAAGAGGUAGCUUUGGCAGAGGAUUUCAUGACCAUCGGUAUUCCGACGAAAAAACAAAAAUAGCCCUAUCUGAUGAACCUCUUGCCAUAACUUGCUUUCAAGGCCCAGUUGGAGGGGUUUGGUUGAGAGUCCACCAAAUCACCAUCACUUCCUCCUCCUCCUCCUUAUUAUUAUUAUUAUUACUAUUAUUAUUAAUCUAUUUAUAUACCACUUACAGUGCUGGCCAAAAUUGUAGACACUUUUUGAAAUGUUCAUGUUUUGCAACUUUGCAUGCUUACAGAAAAUGUUCUGUUUCACAAAAUUCAAAUGUUUAUAUAUCAUUUGAAAGACCAGAUUCACGUAAUACAACAAUCCUGCUUCUUUUCCUGGGUGUCCAAUCAACUCUUUUCUUUGUUGCCAUUGCUCUAUUUAUGAUGUACGUACGCACACUUUUAAUUUGAGAAAUACUUCAAAUAUUCACACAAUCUCCAACUGCGCUUCAGUUACAGAACAAGCAGCAAAACUGACUUCCCCCAACUUGAAACGUGAUGUAUCGCAGCUACUGCCACGUGAUUGGUCCCCAGAACAAGGACUGUGAUUGGCCAGUAGGGUUUGCAAUUCCAAGCCGCUUCUUCACUCAAUCGCACCUGUGCUUGUUUUUAGGCUAAAGUAAGCAUAACUUUUUUGUACUGCAGAUAUUCACAUUCUGUUUUUUGUAUUGAAUUCAGCAUUAAAUUCUCUUUCAGUUGAUAUAUAAACAGUUGAAUUUCAUGAAGCAGAACAUUUUCUAUAAGCAUGAAAAGUUGCAAAACAUGAAAAUUUCAAAAAGUGUCCACAAUUUUGGCCACCACUGUACUAUAUCUAAAGAUACCUUUAAUUGGUUUACAGAAGCAAUUAAAAUACAUCAUAAUAAAUACAAAGACCUCA